Messenger RNA from Protopolystoma xenopodis, 798 nucleotides. The record is from the annotation of a GenBank genome assembly. NCBI's taxonomy places the organism in Eukaryota, Metazoa, Platyhelminthes, Monogenea, Polystomatidea, Polystomatidae.
AUGCCCGAGUAUCUAACUGUGCCUUUGGAUAUAGUCUACUUUCUUGAUACAUAUUUUCAACCAAAUGAGUAUGCUUUGGAAGAAAAAAACAAAUCUGCCCUGAAAAUUGUUGAGCUAGGCCUAUCAAGCUCCCGAAAUACAAUCGAUGUUGAGCGCGCUAAGUCUCAACAUUGGGGUGGUUUGCGCGCCCGCCUAGAACUUUCUAUCGAUUCUGUACUCGAACAAGCUGACAAGCUGGCUGCACUUUCUGUAGGCGCUUCUCAUCCUCCUCGCCUUGAUUUGCCUCGCCUCGAUCGACCACCUCGAUCUCCUGCGUCUUUUCUUUCUACAUGCUCGUUCUCAUCUCUUGCUUCCGCAAAUAGCAGGCCAAAUGAAUUCUUUGGUGUAGAUGAAUCCAAACUUAUGUCCUCCGGUAUAGCACCAAGUUUCUCAACCCAAAUUCCAUCUAAUCACUGUAAUACUUCUGGCGGCUUGUUCGUCGCUAUGUGUGUUCAAAAGGACGAGCUGACAUCUCUUCAAUCUUCAGUAACUCCAAUUUCUGCUAGGAUGCCACUCGCACAGAACCUCUCGAAUAAGACGGAAGAUUUCGCACUCCAUAUUUCGCACAAACGAGAGAAUCUUGGCGCUGGCGCUCACCUGGGUAACGAAAGUGAAUGCUUCUUUUCGCAGGAGAAAGGCUUGGCUUCAGAUUCCGAUAGUCUCACUGCUCAGUCAGACGAAGACUCUUCUCCAGAUGCCGAAGAGGUAAGAUUACUAUACUUGGUUAUAACAUCUAUAUAUUUAUGUUUUCAUAAGUAG